AUGGGGGACGAAGAAACAGGGGAGGAGUAUUUGUUCAAGAUAGUGGUUAUAGGUGAUUCAGCAGUGGGCAAAUCCAAUUUGCUGUCCCGUUUUGCAAGGGAUGAGUUUGACCAUAACUCUAAAGCCACCAUUGGAGUGGAGUUUCAGACUCAGAUGGUGGAGAUUGAUGGCAAGGAGGUGAAGGCCCAAGUGUGGGACACUGCUGGGCAGGAGAGAUUUAGGGCUGUCACUUCUGCUUAUUACAGAGGGGCUGUGGGGGCUCUUGUUGUUUAUGAUAUUAGCAGGAGGACUACUUUUGACAAUGUCAAAAGAUGGCUUGAUGAACUUAACACUCAUUGUGAUACGACUGUUGCAAGAAUGCUGGUCGGGAACAAGUGUGAUUUAGAGAACAUCAGAGAGGUGAGCUUGGAGGAUGGGAAAAGCCUUGCAGAAGAAGAAGGAUUAUUUUUCAUAGAGACAUCUGCAUUGGAUUCUACUAAUGUGUACAAGGCUUUUGAGAUUGUUAUCCGUGAGAUCUACAACAAUAUUAGCCGGAAAAUUCUCAACUCUGAUUCCUACAAGGCUGAAUUGUCUGUCAACCGGGUUAAUGUCGACUUAACGAAGCAAAAUAAGAGCACUUAUUCCUGCUGUUCUUCUGCAUGA
This is a messenger RNA of Fraxinus pennsylvanica, 642 nucleotides long. The record is from the annotation of a GenBank genome assembly. NCBI's taxonomy places the organism in Eukaryota, Viridiplantae, Streptophyta, Magnoliopsida, Lamiales, Oleaceae.